Leptopilina heterotoma is the source of this 2044-nucleotide messenger RNA. It is a transcript of the gene CCT1, whose product is annotated as T-complex protein 1 subunit alpha. The record is from RefSeq and is a predicted model, not a curated record. NCBI's taxonomy places the organism in Eukaryota, Metazoa, Arthropoda, Insecta, Hymenoptera, Figitidae. The transcript has 10 exons. Gene Ontology annotation, cellular component: chaperonin-containing T-complex. Gene Ontology annotation, molecular function: ATP hydrolysis activity; ATP binding; ATP-dependent protein folding chaperone. Gene Ontology annotation, biological process: protein folding. The coding region runs from base 127 to 1800 and encodes 557 amino acids.
UAUUUCUCAGGCCAUUUGUGACUGUUUCGUUAUACACGCGGCUCUGUAAGGAUUUCAAUCAAUUAUAACGUUUUUUUUAAUUAAUAAAACGCAAUUAUCAAGUGUAAUAAACAAUCGUAAGUCAAAAUGUCAACAAUGGCGAGUCCUUUAGUAGUUGGAGGUGUUCGACAAUCCGGAGCUCCGGUUAGAACUCAAAAUGUCAUGGCAUGUUCUGCAAUUUCCAACAUUGUCAAGAGUUCCUUGGGACCCGUUGGUCUCGAUAAAAUGAUGGUUGACGAUAUUGGGGAUGUUACCGUAACAAACGAUGGAGCAACAAUUUUACGUCUUUUGGAUGUUGAACAUCCGGCUGCCCGUGUUUUAGUCGAAUUGGCUCAACUUCAAGACGAGGAAGUUGGAGACGGCACAACAUCAGUCGUAAUUAUUGCAGCUGAAUUGUUGAAAAAUGCUGACGAGCUCGUGAAACAAAAAAUCCAUCCCACGUCUGUUAUCAGUGGUUACAGACUAGCGUGCAAAGAAGCGUGUAAGUACAUUAUGGAACAUUUGACAAUUAGUUCUGACGAGCUUGGCAGAGAUUGUCUCGUAAACGUUGCAAAAACUUCCAUGUCCAGCAAAAUCAUCGGAGCAGACGCGAACUUCUUUGGCAAUAUGGUUGUGGACGCUGCGAAUGCGGUGAAAAUAAACGAUGGCAAAGGUGGGCAUAUUUAUCCGAUAAAAGCCGUGAAUGUAUUGAAGGCACAUGGAAAAAGUGUUCGAGAAUCACUUUUCGUGAAUGGUUACGCGCUUAAUUGCACAGUCGCUUCACAAGCAAUGCCGAAGAAAAUUGUGAAUGCAAAAAUUGCCUGCUUGGACUUUGGUUUUCAAAAGGCUAAAAUGAAAAUGGGCGUUGAGGUUCUUAUCACUGAUCCUGAAAAAUUGGAGGCCGUUCGUCAGCGUGAACUCGACAUCACCAAGGAGCGCGUUCAUAAAAUUAUUAAUGCCGGCGCAAAUGUUGUUUUUUUGAGCGGUGGAAUUGACGAUCUUUGCCUUAAGUAUUUCGUCGAGGCUGGCGCAAUGGCGGUGCGACGUUGCAAGAAAUCCGAUAUGAAGCGAAUUGCAAAAGCAACUGGCGCUCAAUUUUUGACAUCAUUGACAAACAUGGAGGGCGAGGAGACAUUCGAAGCAAGUUCCCUCGGCGAAGCUGCCGAAGUCGUUCAGGAAUUGGUCUGCGAUGAUGAACUCAUUCUCGUUAAAGGACCGAAAGCAAGAACAGCGGCUUCUAUUAUUUUGCGUGGACCAAAUGAUUUCUACUGCGACGAAAUGGAAAGAUCAGUUCACGAUGCUUUGUGUGUCGUUAAACGUGUUAUGGAAAGCAAGAACGUCGUCGCCGGAGGUGGUUGCGUCGAAGCUGCUCUUUCAAUUUAUUUGGAAAACUUUGCCACUUCUUUGAGUUCAAGGGAGCAGCUCGCAAUUGCUGAAUUCGCUCGUUCAUUGCUCGUUAUUCCAAAAACAUUGUCAGUGAACGCAGCACAGGACGCGACUGAUCUCGUCGCAAAAUUACGAGCUUAUCACAAUUCCAGUCAGACAAAAGUCGAUCACGCUCAUCUUAAAUGGAUCGGACUCGAUUUAGUGGAAGGCACCGUGAGGGAUAACAAAAAAGCCGGUGUAUUCGAGCCAGCAAUAUCGAAAAUAAAAUCCCUCAAAUUCGCCACCGAGGCGGCAAUUACAAUUCUCCGAAUUGACGAUAUGAUCAAACUCGAUCCGGAUCGUUCGAAAGAUAAAUCCUAUCAAGAUGCAAUGGCCGCCGGAGAAUUAGAGGAUUGAGUUCUAAUUAUAUUCCAUACGUUUACAUUUCGCAACAAAAAAAAAACUUUACUAUUUUUUAUGAAUCACGUGAUAAUUGUUUUUUUUAUUACGAGAAUCUGUCACGAAUAAUUGACACUUAAAAACGUAAUUUAUAUUCAUUAUCAAACAAAUUAAUCAUCGCACUCGAUUUUCUGCUUUCUUGAGAAUAAAAAAAAUGUAUUAAUUUUUUAAUCGUCGAAUAAAGCUUUCUUAUUCUAAAAAA